AUGAAUUUUGCAAGAAAUAGUAGUAAUGGGAAACAGCUAUUGUAUAUCUUUAAAAGAGGUUUAGCUGCUCGCCCAGCAUUUAAACCAUCUAAUGUUAAAAAUGAAACGAAGGCAACGUUCGAUAAUAAUAUUUUAAUCAAAGAGAGAAACAGAAAGAAAAGAUGGGAAAUUGAGAAUGUAUCGAAGGAUGAUUUUUUCAAGAAAUAUGCACAUAUUCAUGCAAGACAGAAAAGGGAAUCACCCAGACAUUCAAAAGCCAAAUAUGAAACGACUUCUCCACCAAACAGAAACUCUUACAAAAAAAAGUUACGAAGUGACCUAUUUGUGAAUCCGCUUGUGGAAUAUAUAUAUGGUAGAAAUACUAUUGUUGCAGCUUUGAAUAAUCCAAAGAGAGAAUAUUUUACUUCGCUCUAUUAUUAUGGCUCUGCCUUUGAAGAAUUACCUACAGACAUUAGGGAUAAGUGUGAAGAAUUAAAUGUCAAACGGAUAGCUGUUGAUAAACAUAGAUUAAAUAUUCUCACAAAUAAUGGGGUACAUAACAAUUUAGUACUAGAAACAAAGCGAUUACAACCACCUGAAGUGACAUACUUGGGGGAAUGUGAUGAAGAACGUUCUGAAGCCCAAUUAGUUUGUAACGAAGAACCUGUGUUCACUAACGACGAUGAAGAAACUACAAGGUCUUUCGACGUUCAGACAAUGAAGUACUUGAAAGAUGAGAAGAGAAACAAGAAAUUUCCAUUGGGGUUAUACUUGGAUGAAAUUAGUGAUCCACAUAACAUUGGAUCGAUUAUUAGAAGUGCGUAUUUUCUUGGUGUUGAUUUUAUAUUAAUGUCAAGAAAGAACUGCAGUGCAUUGACCCCGGCUGUCAAUAAGACCAGUAGUGGUGCCAUUGAACUAAUGCCAAUAUAUUACGUUGACAAGCCAAUGAACUUCUUUGAAGAGAGCCGUAAAAACGGAUGGUCAUUUGUGUCGAGUUAUUUAACAGACAUGAAAGGCAGCACUAAGAAACACAUUCAAAAAGAACAAAUUCUAGAACUAGAAGAUCUUGGAGGAAUAUGUAAUGAGAUGCCAGUUAUAUUAGUCGUUGGCAGUGAAAGCAAAGGUAUCAGAACGAAUCUAAUCAUGAGAAGUGAUUUCUUUGUACAAAUCCCAUUUGGGAGGUCCACUGACGACUCAAAUCAAACAAUCGACUCGUUGAACGUCGGUGUUGCAGCUGCACUAUUAAUUAAUAACAUAAUAAGAUGA
This is a messenger RNA of Tetrapisispora phaffii CBS 4417, 1245 nucleotides long. It is a transcript of the gene MRM1, whose product is annotated as Mrm1p. The coding region runs from base 1 to 1245 and encodes 414 amino acids. The record is from RefSeq and is a predicted model, not a curated record. Gene Ontology annotation, molecular function: RNA binding; RNA methyltransferase activity. NCBI's taxonomy places the organism in Eukaryota, Fungi, Ascomycota, Saccharomycetes, Saccharomycetales, Saccharomycetaceae. The transcript has a single exon. Gene Ontology annotation, cellular component: mitochondrion. Gene Ontology annotation, biological process: rRNA methylation.